AUGUCGGCGAACGCGAUGGACCACCUGCUCGUCCUGGGCGCGCUCGGCGAGAUCCACGCGGCGUCGGCGUGGGCGAAAACGCCGAUCGAGGAGCUCGUGGAGGAAAUUCAAGGCUUCGCGGGACGCGCGCGCGACGCGAGAAUGGCGGCGACGACGCCGGUGGGCGCGUUCGGAGACGCGCUGGGACGGUUUGGAUUGGUGAUGAGCGAGUGCGUGCGGGAGACGGCGCUGGAGUCGGUGAUGGUGGACGACGAGGGGAGCGACGACCAGGGACGCGCGGCGAAGACGACGCGAUUGUUGAUUUUGUUGGGAGUGCUGUGUAAGGGGAGUUUCGAGACGAAGGUCGAGCUCGUGUUUCGAGCGAUGGACGCGCGAGGGGUGCGAGGGAUCACGUCGGAGCAAGCGAUGGAAUUCGCGGGUGAUUGCGUGAGCGUCGUCGGCGCGUUGCUCGAGGAACGCGGCGACCGCGUGGAUUUAGGUUGGGCUUCAAACAUGUGGACGCGGUGCGUCAAAGACGCGGUCGACGCGUCGAACGCGGAUGAUGAUCUCGGAAUGUUUACGCUGGAAGAAUUCAAGACGCUGAUGCGGAAGAUGUUCGAUAAGAUGACGCGGGCGAGCCUGGAGAGCCCGGAUUUGGACAGACGAAGGCGGGCGAGCGGGGGCGAGACGCAACGUCGACGGAGCUUGGGAUCGGCGAGCGAGCGACGAUUGUCGCAAGGUUCGGCACAUGGCUUUUUAGACGCACCGAUCGUUCAGGCUGGUUUGGAGUACUUGACGGGCGCCAGCAGCGGGGGUCAGCGAGACUCUCGCGGCAGCGGCGGCUCGCCGGCGUCCGCCGCAAUUUUGUCGAAAGUUUUAGAAACCGUGGCGAGUCCGCAACAAUCGACGCGUCAUGCACCUGAUCAUUCGCGCAGUCAUAGUGGCGAGCACGACGUCAAAACGUCGGGCGGAUUACAUCGAGCGUCAGGGUCGUCAAACUGGGCGAGCAUGAUUCCCGAAGGCAUCGCGCACGUGCUCGGAGUCGGCCCUCUAGGGGCUACGGACACUCACGAGCUAAAGCGCGAGCCCGGAAUGACGGACGAGGAAUGGGAACACGCAAAAAUUGUAUCCGAGGUCGAGGCGGCGAGACACGAGACGGAUGAUGCGGAGAUGGGACAGGCGGUACAGGAAUCAAACUGGAGCGGCAUAGUCGACUUCGUAAAGGAACUCGUCAUACGUAUUUUCCUCUUCAACACCGUCCGUCUGCUUCUUACAAUUGCGCUCCUGGGCGGAGAUGCCGCGUUGUGCGUGUACGUCAUCGGUCACUUCGGCACCGUCGCCGGUCUAGGUUUCGUUGUCGUCAUCAACGUCGUCAUCAGCGUGAUUUUCAUAUGGUUCAUUGUGAGCUUCAACAAGCGCGAACGCGGUAAGGACAACAUGCAAUUCGGUGCGAACUUGAUGCAGAGCAUCCAAGACAUCGCCAAGUCCAAGGCUACCUUCGAGCAGGGAUUAGGUGCGUUUAGAGGCGCGAACGAGUCGGACACAGAUCACAUCUCGCCGCGUUCUUGGAACAUGGAUGGCGAGACGACGCCUCGCGCGUUCGGGCAAGCGUCGAUCACGGGCGAUCAACGAAGAUUUCGGAGGACCGUAUCCGGCACGGUUCUCGGCGAGCGGGUGUAG
Ostreococcus lucimarinus CCE9901 is the source of this 1659-nucleotide messenger RNA. RefSeq lists its product with no specific name. Lineage: Eukaryota; Viridiplantae; Chlorophyta; Mamiellophyceae; Mamiellales; Bathycoccaceae. Bases 1 to 1659 code for a protein of 552 amino acids. The record is from RefSeq and is a predicted model, not a curated record. The transcript has a single exon.